Molecule: messenger RNA, 1456 nt
Organism: Diachasmimorpha longicaudata
Lineage: Eukaryota; Metazoa; Arthropoda; Insecta; Hymenoptera; Braconidae
Exons: 3
Coding region: 551-916 (121 amino acids)
Source: RefSeq, a predicted model, not a curated record
AUUGCAAUGAUUUACCCUAUUGUGCGCCAAAACGAGGGAUACCAGCGACACGACAGCUUCACGUGUAUGCAUGAAAGGGCUCACAGCCGUCAAAUACCGAUGGAUCAUGAUUUUUCUUGAGGGGGCAGCAGUGGGAUCUAGGGUCCCCAUGUCAGCCAUUGUUCUCUCCGAUGUGUACCGCGGUCAUUCAAAUGUCACAUCGCGUUGUCAAAUUUGUGCAGAAUUGUUAACUGGGGGAUGACGGAAUCGAUCGUACCGAUCAAUUACGCAAUCGAUAGCUCUUCAUGUGGCUUAGUGCCGAUCAAAUUUUGGAACAAAUGAGUGUAGUGGUUUCUAGUCGUAAGAAAAAUCGCAAAUUGUUCACUUGCACUUCGAAUAUUUCGAAGUUGCCAUCAAUCUCACUAGAGUGCGAUACUGAAUCCUUUUGUUUUUUUUUCAAAAAUUGACUAUUGAAAUUUUAUGAUUGUUAUUAUGUCAACCGUCUUUCCCUCGAUUUUUUACUAAAAUUCUUAUCAGUUUUCCCCGUGAUUUGGAUUCAAUUGUGAUAAAUAUGGCGUAUGACGGAGCACAACACGUUAGGCAGAAGGAAAUAAUAGAGCGGGAAGUUCACCAAGAGACUCAUCAGCCUUGGAACACGGCGGAAGUUGCGAAGAAAUUGAAGAAGUCGUUAACUAGGUUGAACAAAUCCGAGUGGAAUGAAAAACGGUCUAGAUAUGAGCCGGCAGAAAAAGUUUUUUAUAUUUUGAAAACAUGGAGUACUGUUGUAAUAAAAGGGAAAUCCAUUUCGACUGAUGACACUUGUCGUAGCUACAAAGAACCGGUAGCACUACCGAGAGGUCAUCUGGAAGAGAUUAUGUCAUCGACGAUCAACACUCGGAACAUUACAGCAUUCGUGUUCCAUAUCAAUUUAGAUUAAUGGAUAAGGAACUGAUCACGCCUGGUAACCCUUAAUGAGUCAACAUUUUAUGAAAUCUGAUUUGAUUACUGUCCAUCUAACCUGAGCACAAACUUCGGCGUUCUAUAUCUCAGGAUUACCAUUGAAUCUCCAGGUUUUUUAUUUUUGGUCAGAAAUAAAGGAUGACGGUAUGUGCCGUUGUGAAAUCGCGUGAUAUCCUGCAAUCUUUCAAAUAAAACACAUGUACGAGGAAUUGUGAGUAUAUGGAAAAGGAGAAGGGAAUGGCCAUUCAUUGCUGCAUUUGAAAAGUCGACGUGCCACGCGAGUUAUAUAUGGCACGCGAACGCAUCUCGAUUCACCAUCUCCGGAACGGAAGGAAAAUAGGUGGCAUCGAGAAAUUUUAUUAUUCUUCGAUUAAUUAUUCGAACGUCAGUGAUAAAUGUAGAUGGAACGGUUUUAAAUGUUUCAAUUCCAUGUUCAGCUACUGGCGAUCAAGUGUCAUGAAUUAACGAAAUUCUGAUAAUUUCAGAAAUUUCACUAUUUCAUUACAAACGAGAGUUG